Molecule: messenger RNA, 3540 nt
Organism: Scomber japonicus (chub mackerel)
Lineage: Eukaryota; Metazoa; Chordata; Actinopteri; Scombriformes; Scombridae
Product: E3 ubiquitin/ISG15 ligase TRIM25-like
Exons: 2
Coding region: 6-3383 (1125 amino acids)
Molecular function (GO): protein binding; zinc ion binding
Source: RefSeq, a predicted model, not a curated record
CUGAAAUGGCGCAGCACGGAGUUCAGCUGAACAGAGAACACUUUUCUUGUUCAAUCUGUUUGGAUCUACUGAAGGAUCCAGUAACUAUUCCAUGUGGACACAGCUACUGUAUGAGCUGUAUUAAUAAUUUCUGGGAUGAAAAAGAAAAGGUAGUCUAUAGCUGCCCUCAGUGCAGACAGACCUUCACACCGAGGCCUGUCCUGAUGAAAAACACCAUGUUUGCAGCUUUAGUGGAGGAGCUGAAGAAGACUGGACUCCAAGCUGCUCCUGCUGAUCUCUGCUAUGCUGGACCUGAAGAUGUGGCCUGUGAUGUCUGCACUAGGAGGAAGAGGAAAGCUCUCAAGUCCUGUCUGGUGUGUCUGGCUUCUUAUUGUGAGAAACACAUCCAGCCUCAUUAUGAAUCACCUACAUUCAAAAAACACAAGCUGGUUGACCCCUCAGAGAAGCUCCAGGAGAACAUCUGCUCUCGUCAUGAUGAGGUGAUGAAGAUGUUCUGUCGUACUGAUCAGCAGAGUAUCUGUUAUCUCUGCCCUGUUGAUGAACAUAAAGGCCACGACACAGUCUCAGCUGCCGUAGAAAGGACUGAGAGGCAGAGAGAGCUUGAGGUGAGUCGACUAAACAUCCAGCAGAGAAUCCAGGACAGAGAGAAAGAUGUGAAGCUGCUUCAACAGGAGGUGGAGACUAUCAGUCGCUCUGGUGAUAAAGCAGUGGAGGACAGUGAGAAGAUCUUCACUCAGCUGAGCUGUCUCCUCCAGAAAAGAAGCUCUGAUGUGAAGCAGCAGAUCAGAUCCCAGCAGGAAACUGAAAUGAGUCGAGUCAAAGAGCUUCAGGAGAAGCUGCAGCAGGAGAUCACUGAGCUGAAGAGGAAAGACGCUGAACUGAAGCAGCUCUCACACACAGAGGAUCACAACCAGUUUCUACACAACUACCCCUCAGUGUCACAACUCAGUGAACCUACAGACUCAUCCAGCAUCAAUAUCCGUCCUCUGAGAUACUUUGAGGAUGUGACAGCAGCUGUGUCAGAGCUCAGAGAUAAACUACAGGACAUCCUGAGGGACAAAUGGACAGACAUCUCACUGACAGUGACUGAAGUUGACGUUUUACUGUCAGAUUCAAAAACAGAGCCCAAGACCAGAGCUGGAUUCUUGAGAUAUUCACAUGAAAUCACUCUGGAUCCAAACACAGCAAACUCCUGGCUGAUACUAUCUGAGGGGAACAGAAAAGUAAAACGAAUUACACAAGAACAGUCUUAUUCUCAUCACCCAGAUAGAUUCACUGUUCAGCGUCAGGUCCUGAGUAGAGAGAGUCUAACUGGACGUUGUUACUGGGAGGUGGAGUGGAGCAGGAAAAUUCGUGUAGCAGUCGCAUACAAGAACAUCAAGAGAGAAGGAAUCUCAAAUGAAUGUCUAUUUGGAUACAAUGACAAAUCUUGGGCUUUAAGAUGUGACACUAACAGUUAUGAAUUCUGUUUCAAUAGUGUUAAAUCUCCCGUCUCAGGUCCAAGUUCCUCCAGAGUCGGAGUGUACCUGGAUCACAGAGCAGGUAUUCUGUCCUUCUACAGCGUCUCUGAAACCAUGAGUCUCCUCCACAGAGUCCAGACCACAUUCACUCAGCCUCUCUAUGCUGGACUCUGGCUUAUAAAUGAUGGAGCCACAGUUGAGUUCUGUAAACUCAAAUCAUUGUUAUUGAGAGCUGAAAUGGCGCAGCACGGAGUUCAGCUGAACAGAGAAAACUUUUCUUGUUCAAUCUGUCUGGAUCUACUGAAGGAUCCAGUAACUAUUCCCUGUGGACACAGCUACUGCAUGAGCUGUAUUAAUACUUUUUGGGAUGGAGAGGAUGACAAGAACAUCUACAGCUGCCCUCAGUGCAGACAGACCUUCACACCGAGGCCUGUCCUGAUGAAAAACACCAUGUUUGCAGCUGUAGUGGAGCAGCUGAAGAAGACUGGACUCCAAGCUGCUCCUGCUGAUCACUGCUAUGCUGGACCUGAAGAUGUGGCCUGUGAUGUCUGCACUGGGAGGAAGCUGAAAGCCUUCAAGUCCUGUCUGGUGUGUCUCGUCUCAUACUGUGAGAAUCACCUCCAGCCACACCAUGAUGUAGCUCCAUUAAAGAAACACAAGCUGGUCGACCCCUCCGAGAAACUCCAGGAGAACAUCUGCUCUCAUCAUGAUGAGGUGAUGAAGAUGUUCUGUCGUACUGAUCAGCAGAGUAUCUGUUGUCUCUGCUCUGUGGAUGAACAUGAAGGCCAUGACACAGUCUCAGCUGCAGCAGAAAGGACUGAGAGGCAGAGAGAGCUUGAAGUGAGUCGACUAAACAUCCAGCAGAGAAUCCAGGACAGAGAGAAAGAUGUGAAGCUGCUUCAACAGGAGGUGGAGGCUGUCAGUCACUCUGCUGAUAAAGCAGUGGAGGACAGUGAGAAGAUCUUCACUGAGCUGAUCCAUCUCCUCCAGAAAAGAAGCUCUGAUGUGAAGCAGCAGAUCAGAUCCCAGCAGGAAACUGAAAUGAGUCGAGUCAAAGAGCUUCAGGAGAAGCUGCAGCAGGAGAUCACUGAGCUGAAGAUGAAAGACGCUGAACUGAAGAAGGUCUUAGAGACAGAGGAUCACAACCAGUUUCUACACAACUACCCCUCAGUGUCACAACUCAGUGAACCUACAGACUCAUCCAGCAUCAAUAUCCGUCCUCUCGGAUACUUUGAGGAUGUGACAGCAGCUGUGUCAGAGCUCAGAGAUCUACUACAGGACAUCCUGAAGGAGAAAUGUGACAAUGAAAUGACAAACAUCUCACUGACAGAGACUGAAGUCGACAUUUUACUGUCCGAUUUAAAAACAGAGCCCGAGACCAGAGCUGAGUUCUUUAAAUAUUCAUGUGAAAUCACACUGGAUCCAAACACAGCAAACACAGAGCUGUUAUUAUCUGAGGGGAACAGAAAAGUAGAACGGAUGAGACAAAAACAGUCUUAUUCUAGUCACCCAGACAGAUUCAUUAGAUGGUAUCAGGUCCUGAGUAGGGAGAGUCUGACUGGACGUUGUUACUGGGAGGUGGAGUGGAGAGGGAAAGUUCGUGUAGCAGUCGCAUACAAGAAUAUCAGCAGAGCAGGAGGGUGGGAUGAUUGUGGAUUUGGGCGCAAUGACAAAUCUUGGGCUUUAAGAUGUGACACUAACAGUUAUGGAUUCUGGUUUAAUAGUGUUAAAUCUCCCGUCUCAGGUCCUUAUUCCUCUAGACUAGGUGUAUACCUGGAUCACAGAGCAGGUAUUCUGUCCUUCUACAGCGUCUCUGAAACCAUGACUCUCCUCCACAGAGUCCAGACCACAUUCACUCAGCCUCUCUAUGCUGGAGUUUUUCUUCCUGAUGGAGCCACAGCUGAGUUCUGUAAACUGAAAUAGACAGAAGUCAUUUCAGACUCCAUGUGUCAGAUACUGUGUUGAAAUUCUUCAGGGUUUCUUUUUGUCUCCAUGUUUCUGAACUGCACAGAGAUCAGCCGUCAAUCAAACUGUUGUCACUUCUUUUCUUUUAAUUUGUUCUGUUAAUGUUUACAUUUUC